CCCGAUGUGCCCCCGCCUGUGGCUGUCUUGGGACCGGCUCUCUCGGGACGCACGGAAACGGACUGCUCUGCAUUUGGCCUGCACCAACGGCCAUAUAGAAGUCGUGAAGCUCCUGAUAGAGCAGCAUUGUCAUAUCGAUGCCAUUGACAAUGUGAACAUGACACCGCUGAUGAAGGCCACUCAAUAUAACCAUGAGGAAUGUGCUGCGAUCCUACUACAUCACGGUGCUGACCCAAACCAUAUGGAUGAGAAUGGCAACACUGCCCUUCAUUAUGCUGCCUGUAAUGAGAACCUAAAAAUAGGCAAACAACUGCUUCUGCACAAUGCAGAUAUUGAAAGAAUAAAUAAGAACUUAAGAGAUCUUUAG
Lepus europaeus (European hare) is the source of this 367-nucleotide messenger RNA. Its product is annotated as putative ankyrin repeat domain-containing protein 26-like protein. The record is from RefSeq and is a predicted model, not a curated record. Lineage: Eukaryota; Metazoa; Chordata; Mammalia; Lagomorpha; Leporidae. Bases 5 to 367 code for a protein of 120 amino acids. The transcript is spliced from 4 exons. Gene Ontology annotation, molecular function: protein binding.